This is a messenger RNA of Balearica regulorum gibbericeps (East African grey crowned-crane), 1053 nucleotides long. Lineage: Eukaryota; Metazoa; Chordata; Aves; Gruiformes; Gruidae. The record is from RefSeq and is a predicted model, not a curated record.
GUUUGUGUUUGGGAUGCAGAGCUACGGGAACUUCGAGCCGAGUGUUAUAUAAAGGAAGGGGAACCAAGCAAAGCCAUUAGUGACUUGAAAGCUGCUGCCAAAUUAAAGAAUGAUAAUACUGAAGCCUUCUAUAAAAUCAGCAGAAUAUAUUACCAGCUGGGGGACCAUGAAUUAUCACUCAGUGAAGUCCGAGAAUGUCUGAAACUAGACCAAGACCAUAAGCAAUGCUUCUCUCUCUAUAAGCAAGUAAAGAAACUCAAUAAGCAGAUCGAGUCAGCAGAGGAAUUCAUCAGAGAAGGCAGGUAUGAAGAUGCUAUCAAUAAAUAUGAUUCUGUAAUGAAAACUGAGCCAGAAGUCCCAAUUUAUACUACUCGUGCCAAAGAAAGGAUCUGCCACUGUUUAUCAAAGAAUCAGCAGGCUACAGAAGCCAUAAAAGUUUGUACAGAAGUUCUGCAACUGGAACCAACCAAUGUGAACGCCCUGAAAGACAGAGCAGAAGCUUAUUUGCUGGAAGACCUGUAUGAAGAAGCUAUUAAAGACUAUGAGACUGCUCAAGCCAAUAGUGAAAAUGACCAGCAGAUUCGGGAGGGGCUAGAACGUGCCCAGAGGAUGCUGAAGCAAUCACAGAAGAGGGAUUACUAUAAAAUCUUAGGAGUAAAAAGAAAUGCUCGAAAGCAAGAAAUCAUAAAAGCUUACAGAAAGCUGGCAUCCCAGUGGCACCCUGACAACUUCCAGAGUGAGGAAGAAAAGAAGAAAGCAGAGAAGAAAUUCAUCGAUAUAGCAGCUGCUAAAGAAGUCCUCACUGACCCAGAAAUGAGGCGGAAGUUUGAUGCGGGAGAGGACCCACUGGAUGCGGAGAGUCAGCAGGGUGGGGGCAACCCUUUCCACAGGAACUGGAACACAUGGCAAGGAUUCAACCCCUUUGGUUCUGGAGGAGGACCAUUUACAUUCAAAUUUCACUUCAGUUAGAGCCAAGACUGUUUCUGGUGGCUGCUGCUGUUUUCUACUUAAUUCAUUCAAAAAUAAAAAGUCUCUCAGUUCAAGACCCAAAAA